AUGGUCGACAACUCGGAGCUUCCUUUCCGAUUGCUAUGUCGCAAGUACGGUGCCGAAGCUGCUUAUACGCCCAUGCUUCACUCUCGUAUUUUCACCGAGAAUGAGAAGUAUCGGUCUCUAGAAUUCACCACCUGCAAGGAGGAUCGCCCACUUUUUGUCCAAUUCUGUGCAAAUGAUCCAGAUACUUUAUUGGAAGCAGCUCGGAGAGUAGAACCUUAUUGUGAUUAUGUGGACAUUAAUUUGGGGUAA
Ilex paraguariensis (yerba mate) is the source of this 249-nucleotide messenger RNA. NCBI's taxonomy places the organism in Eukaryota, Viridiplantae, Streptophyta, Magnoliopsida, Aquifoliales, Aquifoliaceae. The record is from the annotation of a GenBank genome assembly.